Molecule: messenger RNA, 3578 nt
Organism: Cornus florida
Lineage: Eukaryota; Viridiplantae; Streptophyta; Magnoliopsida; Cornales; Cornaceae
Product: probable sucrose-phosphate synthase 2
Exons: 12
Coding region: 140-3346 (1068 amino acids)
Biological process (GO): sucrose metabolic process
Molecular function (GO): sucrose-phosphate synthase activity; sucrose synthase activity
Source: RefSeq, a predicted model, not a curated record
CUCCCCAACACCAUAAUUAGUUACAUACUCGAACACUGUCUCCACCAUUUUCAGGAGUUUCUCUCGUAACAGAACUCUAAUAAAAACAUUCCCGUAAAAUUUUAUUUUCCCGAGAAAAUCUAUUAUAGACAGAGAGAAAAUGGCUGGGAAUGAGUGGAUUAAUGGGUACUUGGAGGCGAUAUUGGACAGUGGGGCGUCAGCUAUAGAUGACCACAAGCCAACGCCUGUGAACCUGAGAGAGAGAGGGCAUUUCAAUCCCACAAAGUACUUUGUGGAGGAAGUGGUGACUGGUGUGGACGAGAGUGACCUGCACCGGACAUGGAUCAAGGUGGUCGCCACUCGCAACACCAGGGAACGGAGCUCGAGGCUCGAGAACAUGUGCUGGCGUAUUUGGCAUCUCGCUCGCAAGAAGAAACAGUUGGAAUGGGAGGAUUUCCAACGGUUGGCACACCGAAGGUGGGAGCGGGAACAAGGGCGCAAGGAUGUCACAGAAGACAUGUCCGAGGACUUGUCUGAGGGAGAGAGAGGGGAUGUUCUUGGGGAGGCAAUUAUAAUCGACAGCCCAAGGAAAAAGUUCCAACGGAACUUCUCCAACUUGGAAGUAUGGUCGGAUAACAAUAAGGAAAAGAAACUUUACAUUAUUCUUAUCAGUUUGCAUGGUUUGGUCCGAGGAGAACAAAUGGAGCUUGGUCGUGAUUCUGAUACUGGUGGUCAGGUCAAAUAUGUGGUGGAGCUUGCGCGGGCGCUUGCUAGGAUGCCAGGGGUGUAUAGGGUAGAUUUAUUCACCCGCCAAGUUUCCUCGCCUGAUGUGGACUGGAGCUAUGGAGAGCCCACAGAGAUGCUUACUGCAGGCCCUGAAGAUGCUGAUGAUGCAGAUGUGGGAGAAAGCAGCGGGGCUUAUAUUAUAAGGAUACCCUUUGGUCCACGUGACAAGUACCUUCGGAAAGAACUAUUGUGGCCUCACAUACAAGAAUUUGUAGAUGGAGCUCUGGCUCAUGUUCUUAAUAUGUCAAAAGUUUUGGGUGAGCAAAUUGGUAAGGGCCACCCUGUUUGGCCAUAUGUAAUUCAUGGCCAUUAUGCAGAUGCAGGGGAUAGUGCUGCUCUUCUUUCAGGUGCUUUAAAUGUUCCAAUGGUUCUAACUGGACACUCACUUGGUAGAAAUAAGCUAGAACAGCUACUUAAACAAGGAAGGCAGUCAAAAGAGGAUAUCAAUUCAACAUAUAAAAUUAUGAGGAGGAUAGAAGCAGAAGAGCUUUCCCUUGAUGCUGCAGAACUUGUUAUAACGAGCACCAAACAGGAGAUUGAUGAACAAUGGGGACUAUAUGAUGGGUUUGAUGUUAAGCUUGAGAAAGUUUUGCGGGCGCGUGCUAGACGAGGGGUCAAUUGCCAUGGUCGAUACAUGCCAAGGAUGGUGGUCAUUCCUCCUGGCAUGGACUUCAGCAACGUAGUGGCUCAAGAAGAAAAUGCUGAAGCCGAUGGAGAACUCACAGCACUGACUAAUACUGAUGGAUCGUCUCCUAAAGCACUCCCAACAAUAUGGUCAGAAGUGAUGCGUUUCCUGACAAAUCCUCAUAAACCAAUGAUUUUGGCCUUAUCAAGACCAGAUCCAAAAAAGAAUAUAACCACACUUUUGAAAGCCUUUGGAGAAUGUCGCCCAUUAAGGGAGCUUGCUAAUCUUACACUUAUAAUGGGUAAUAGGGAUGAUAUAGAUGAGAUGUCUUCUGGAAAUGCUAGCGUGCUCACCACAGUAUUGAAGCUGAUUGAUAAGUAUGACCUGUAUGGACAAGUGGCCUUCCCGAAGCAUCACAGGCAAAGUGAUGUCCCAGAUAUCUACCGCCUCGCUGCAAAAACUAAGGGAGUUUUCAUAAAUCCUGCUCUAGUUGAGCCUUUUGGGCUUACCUUGAUUGAGGCUGCAGCACAUGGACUUCCAAUGGUGGCAACUAAAAAUGGUGGUCCAGUUGACAUUCAUCGGGCUCUGAACAACGGUCUGCUUGUGGACCCUCAUGAUCAGCAAGCUAUCGCUGAUGCACUGCUUAAACUAGUAUCAGAGAAGAAUUUAUGGCACGACUGCAGAAAAAAUGGUUGGAAGAACAUACAUCUCUUCUCAUGGCCUGAACACUGCCGUACAUAUUUAACAAGAGUGGCAGCCUGUCGGAUGAGGCAUCCACAAUGGCAAACUGACACACCAGUUGAUGAAUUGGCUAACGAGGAGUCCCUGAAUGAUUCACUUAAGGAUGUCCAAGAUAUGUCCCUUAGGCUCUCGAUCGAUGGUGAAAAGGCAUCACUAAAUGAAUCAUUCGACUAUACUGCUGCAGCUAGUGGAGCUGAGCUGCAAGAACAAGUGAAGCGGCUCCUGAGCAAGAUGAAGAAGCCGGAGACAGGACCACAAGAUUCUGAAGGUGGCAGGAAAUCACUUGAUAAUGUGGCAAGCAAGUAUCCCAUGUUGAGGAGACGACGUCGAUUGAUUGUAAUAGCGCUUGAUUGCUAUGAUAGCAGUGGCGCUCCCGAAAAGAAGAUGAUUCAGAUACUGCAGGAGAUAUUUAAGGCCGUGAAAUUAGACUCACAGAGUGCGAGAUUCUCAGGCUUUGGUCUAUUAACUGCUAUGCCAAUUGCAGAACUGACAGCAUUUCUGAAAUCAGGAAAUAUCCAAGUAACUGAAUUUGAUGCUUUGAUUUGUAGCAGUGGGAGCGAAGUUUACUACCCAGGUAAUUGUACAGAAGAAGAUGGAAAACUGAGUCUGGACCCGGAUUAUGCGUCACAUAUCGACUACCGUUGGGGUUGUGAAGGUUUAAAAAAAACCAUUUGGAAGCUGAUGAAUAUAGUUGAAGGUGUAAAAGAUAAGUCCACUAAAUCUUCAAGUCCCAUCGAGGAAGACAUGAAAUCAAGCAAUUCCCAUUGUGUCUCUUACUUGAUAAAGGAUCUUAGCAAGGCAAAGAAAGUGGAUGAUUUGAGGCAGAAACUCAGGAUGCGAGGUCUCCGUUGCCAUCUGAUGUACUGCAGGAACUCAACAAGAAUGCAAGUUAUCCCUCUCCUUGCAUCUCGGGCACAGGCACUCAGGUACCUUUUCGUCCGCUGGAGAUUGAACGUUGCAAACAUGUAUGUGAUUCUCGGUGAAACUGGAGACACGGAUUAUGAAGAAUUAAUAUCGGGAACUCACAAGACAAUUGUCAUGAAAGGGUUGGUGGAGAAAGGGUCCGAAGAGCUGCUCAGAACAACAGGAAGCUAUCUAAAAGACGAUAUUGUUCCGGGAGAGAGCCCACUAGUCGCAUACACAGAUGGAGUAAUAAAAGCAGAAGAGAUUGCAAAUGCGAUUAAGCAAGUAUCAGUAUCUGGUGGAGGAAUGUAGUAGCACAAAGAAGCCUCUAUUCUUUCUAGGAAUGCAAAUUUACCAUAGCAUUAUUUUCUUUUUCUUUUGUGGCAGUCUUGAAGGAAUGUGAGUCUCUGCUGAAAUGAAUUCUGACGAUGAUUCUCAUUGUUGUGAAAUGCUUUUGUUGUUAGAUAUGACGUACAAAACUUGGUUUAUAACUAUAAAUUUUUCUCUUAGUAAUUUAAUUGGAGAAAAGCAAUUUUGCCUAGAA